AUGCCAGCAGCCAUGGACGAGGUGAAGCCAACCGCCAGAUGGGCCAACCGCACGUUGCGCCCCUUGGUCUCCGUCUAUCGCCGACUCGAAAAGCAUCAUGAGACAUUAGCGAUUAUUGCAUCAGAUCUGCGCGCGUUAGAACGCGAGGCAAAUGUACAUACACAGAUACAAAGCAGCAGCAUGGCGGCCAAGGCGCAGGAUUGGGAUCUUGGGUCGGACGCGGACCAAGAUGACCCUGUUUGGGUUCCAGGAAAGAAGCCUGACCUGCGACGCUUACGACACAGGUACUCGACCCGAAACGAAAUCAAUGGACGCAAGCGACGAGCACGGCACUCUAUACACAGCCCAGAGGUAACACGUAUCCUCCCUGGUGCAAUUGACCUCGCCACACCUGUAAUCAGUGGGAAACAAUGGGAGGCGCCGAUGAGCGUGAGAGCCAAAGUUCCGAGCGCAGAGGCAAAAUCGUGCAAAAAGAGUGAGCGCUCAUCUUUUUUGUCCCGACGAUCGAAUUCAUUUCAUCGGUCAGCCUCCGGGCACGGCUCCUCGGGCGAGUCCGUCGACACAGAGUUGGCAGGCAUUGUACAAAAUUUUGAACACGUCUUUGGGAACUUCCUCCGAAAUACUUGUGUCGGUGGAAGUACGUAUAUGAGUGCAUAUCGGACACGUUGCGGAACUCGCUCGCUGAUGGCCACGGCGAUCCGCAGGCUGCCCGCAUUCAUUCAGCGUGAGCAAGAUAUUCAGGACGAGCAGGAUGUCAAUGCCGACGAGGACAUGUGCGAUGCUUACUUUACCGAGCUGGAAAGUUUUUACGCGCCACACGGCCAAGGGUGGAAACCAUUGCGGGAAGCUGUGAGGGCCCAGGGAAUCUUCUAUGUGUCGAACAUGAUCAGAAACAACUGGUUGACCGACGCGAUUGUGGGUGCUUUGAUUGAAAGAUGUCAGAUCCUUUUCCCGGAUGUUUCUGAAUCAUUACUAUCAAUUUUUCUCUCUACGCUUACGUCUUAUCCGCAUCCCUCCUCCCUCAACACGACCGGAUCCACGACUUCGGAUGACUCGAAUGAGUUGGGUGAUCCUCUAAGAGUGCUUCGCAGAUACAAGUCCGUCGAUCCGAGUCGUCCCUCAUAUUUGUUUCACGAACUGGCGAAUGUUCUCACCCGUGGUGUAUUGCCCGCUGAGUGGAUGGCGACCAAAUCCUGGACUAUGUGGAUGACUCGCGCGACAAUCUCGUUCUCAAGCGAGAAUGAGGACUGUGCAGCAGCCUCACGUUUGAUCGAGGCAGUGUUGUUGUCGGCUGCCGAUAUCCUUCCGGUAGCCCACUUGGACCCAGCAGUGGGCGAGGAUCAUGGGGACAGGAGCGAUCCAGCGCAUGAGAGACAGACACGACACUCCUCCUUGUCAACGAAAGUGCAGAAAAUAUCGCCUUUGCGAAAGUGCCCUCUGCCAGUCGAGGAUGCCUUGAACAAUCAGGUAACGAGUCUUCUCGCGGCCAUCUGCGGCAUGCAUAUUGCACGAUCCCGUGAUACCAUCGACCCUAUAGGGCCCGAAAGUACCAAAGCUGGUCAGACAAUCAUAUGUCUGCGAGCGAUGCUGGACAAAGCCAUAGAAGUGCAACCUUUAUCUCACGUUGCUAGUCUCCCCUCCUACCAGCUCCUGAGACGCGGGAGUAUGCUGUUGGCUGACUACCUUGUGUAUUGCAAUGAUCUUAUUUUACAAAGGGAUUGCCAAAGAGGAUUACUCACGACAGAUACCGUGGAUCUUUACUGUGAAAUGUUGGCCGCUCGUUCUGAGUUGGUGAAAGAAUUGGCGUCAUUUUGCCGACAGGUUUUCCGGUGCUUUGGAAGAUCUACGGAGACCGCCUCUGCUCGCAAGGGCGGGGAAAUUCGCCGCAUGAUAUCACAACUUUCGAGCAUGAGUGCGUCGUCUGCCCUGACUACUCUGCUCGGUCGAGUGGCGAUUGAAGCAGCCAUGGAGUUUGCUGAAAACACUGGGGAGCCCGAUGAUCACGUGUGGGCCAUCGAGGUUCAAGAGAAGGUCCUUGCCCGGCUGGCAGGCAAAACUUCUCGCCCAGGUAGCUGGCAACCAGGGUUUGAAAAAGGGUGCUACCGUUGGGAGGAAAGCAUUGGCGAGUGGAUUGCGCGUACGCCAGCUGUCAAAGUUCAUGUGCCUCCGGUGGCCGUCAAGGGCUCCUUCCAGCCGAGCGCGAGGCCGAUGGUCAACAUGCCGUGCCUUGAAGACCGCAGCUCUCAGGCCUCAGUCCGGGAUUCCGAUUCUGUAACUGUACCGGAGACUCCAUCCAGCUCGUUUACUUCGCCGCCAUCCGCAAGCAUGAAGCGCACCUGUGAGGAAAUGAUGUCUUCGCCGUUGCCGGUUACGAAACGACCGCGGGCAGCGCCCGUCAUUGUCAAUGAUGCAGAAAGGAAUUACAGGAGAAGGAGUGGGUACAGCCGUACUACCCUUGUCUCCAAGUCUCCGCCGGUUGAGCAGGCAUCUCCUCGGCCUCGGCGUCGCAUCCUACAUGAUGGACCUUCGCGACUCAUCAACCGGAAUGAGCGAUAUGCAGCCAAGACACCGAACACCAAGGUUGAGGUUGUGAUAUUCAAUAAUCAGGGACCGAAGUCCUCUAGCACCGAACGUGGUCUUCCGCUCUCGCCCGAGCCGGACCUUGAAGUGGUCGAUAAGCGACCACACCGAGCCGUGGCGCGACGAAGGUCCACACGCUCCCGGUUGUCCGUAAUCCCUGAUCCGCAUGCUCAAGUUCCACGGCGUCGGUCCAUGGUCAUCCCCUGCUCAGACGAAGAUAGCGAUGAUGAAUUGAGCUUUUUGUAA
Molecule: messenger RNA, 2826 nt
Organism: Penicillium oxalicum
Lineage: Eukaryota; Fungi; Ascomycota; Eurotiomycetes; Eurotiales; Aspergillaceae
Exons: 1
Coding region: 1-2826 (941 amino acids)
Source: RefSeq, a predicted model, not a curated record